GCUUCAACUCUAAAGACCGCAACCGACAAUGGGGCGAGUCUUUGAGGAGUUCGUGGACAGCUCGCGCGUGUUCCGGUGCGCCAAAUGCUGCGCGCAUCUCGCGCGCAAUGAGGACAUCAUUUCUAAGAAUUUCCAAGGCACCAGCGGCAAAGCCUACCUCUUUGACACUGCAGUCAACGUGUGCACGGGUCCGCCGGAAGAGCGGAUGCUCAUGACGGGGCUGCACGUUGUACUGGACCUUUACUGCAACACGUGCUGGAGCCCCGUGGGCUGGAAAUACAAAGAAGCGCACAACCCGUCGGAAAAGUACAAAGAAGGCAAAUUCAUUCUCGAGUUAGCCAAGACGGACCAGUUGCCCUGAAGACAGCGGAGCUUACGCCAAAUCUGCGCUGGACAAGCAAGAGGACACUACAGCAACAAGGUGGACGACAAGUGACCGUGUACGCGUAUAACCAAGUGACGUUGUUGUGUAUCC
Phytophthora infestans T30-4 is the source of this 475-nucleotide messenger RNA. RefSeq lists its product as uncharacterized. The record is from RefSeq and is a predicted model, not a curated record. The transcript is spliced from 4 exons. Lineage: Eukaryota; Oomycota; Peronosporomycetes; Peronosporales; Peronosporaceae. The coding region runs from base 29 to 361 and encodes 110 amino acids.